CACACGAAUGCGUCAACGUCAGCUGUCAACACCCGUGAACGCGCACACUCAUUCUCUCCCUGGCUAUGGAAGUGCGGGCUUUGACAUCAUAUAUUCCUGAAGAAACUCCCCCACGGACACCACGGCGUUUCGGGUGAAAGCGUUUUAUUUUAAAGUGUUUUUAUUUUAUUUUUUUUGUUGGCUGAUGGCGUGGGAGUUUAACACGAGUGCUACCAGCAUGUUGGCCGGUUAGCUUCGGAGUUCUACCGGCUUCGUUAGCCCUGGCUAGGUAGUUAGCUUUCGGACCCUUCUAGAAGCUUCCUGGGGACUAAAAUGUAUUAAUUGGAGAGCAUAAUGGCGUCUUGUUUUAAAGGUUGAAGCCAACGGGCGCGAAGGGUGGUGAUGAACAAUAUUAGCUCCGUGACUUUACAUAGCGAUGCUGGUAAGUGUCCCCGAGUCGGGGUGACAGCGGCUGACAACAAUAACAAAAAGUGGGACUCGGACAUGAGCCCCAUGGAGGACACCGUGCAGCCCGGGAUGUCGUCGGUUCAACCCGGACUGGACGCGCCUCACCUGGACCUGAACCUGAACGAGGACGGGCUGCUGCUGGACUUCCCCCCGACUGCCCCGUUCAUCGACGGCGACUCGGUGGAGUGCGGCAAUGGCGACGCGGGGCUGGUGGUGGUGGGCCCGCUGUUCGAGAGGAGGAAGCGGUCUCGGUCCAACAGCUCCAGGCACCACUUCAGCGACGUGGUGGUGGAGCUGGGACCCGAGGAGGUGCGGUGGUUUUAUAAGGAGGACAAGAAAACGUGGAAGCCCUUUGUGGGACACGACUCGCUGAACAUUGAGCUGAUGUUUCGGAAAUACUGGGAGCUCAACCCCGGCGCCGACCGCGGCGAUGCACCCGGGGAGGAGAAUGGCGGAGUGCCGGUGGAGACGUGGACGGGCAGCGUGUCCCUGGAGACAUCCAGCAACAGCAUGGAUGAGAGGGACCCUGGCAGCAUUGGCUUCAACGUGGAGCCUGUUUGUGUGCGGGGAGGACUUUACGAGGUGGACGUCAAAGAUCGAGAAUGCUACCCCGUUUACUGGAGGCAGCAAGACCACAUCCCAGUGAUGAGAGGCCAGUGGUUCAUCGACGGCACCUGGCUUCCUUUAGAGGAGGACGAGAGUGACCUUAUCGAGCGUGAGCACCUGAGCCAUUUCCGCGGGCAACAAACACAGGACACCUUCGAGACCGACUUGGUUGUCCGUACCGUCGACAGUCAAGAUGUUCUCUCCCACCUACCCCCUUUCUACCUCCCUUUUCUGUUCAAAUGGAGUGGAUAUCAGACGAGUGCUAAAGCAACAUGUCACAAGCGCAAACGCUGCCAAGCCAUCCACAGCUUGAAGUUGAGUCGGACCCACAUCGACUGGCACAGCGUGGAUGAGGUCUACCUCUACAGCGAUGCCACCACCUCAAAAAUCGCUCGCACUGUGACGCAGAAACUUGGCUUUUCCAAAGCCUCCAGUAGCGGAACGCGGCUUCAUCGGGGAUACGUUGAGGAGGCCUCUCCGGAGGAUAGACCCCCUCAGACGACGCACAUUGUCUUCGUGGUCCAUGGGAUUGGACAGAAGAUGGACCAGGGGCGCAUUAUCAAAAAUACUGGAAUGUUGAGGGAGGGCGUGAGGAAGAUGGAGGAGAAGCACUUUUCGGAGCACAAUGAUGCACACGUGGAGUUUCUGCCUGUAGAGUGGCGCUCCAAACUUGCCCUGGAUGGAGAUACGGUUGACUCCAUCACACCUGACAAACUGAGAGGCCUGAGAGACCUUCUCAACAGCAGUGCCAUGGACAUCAUGUAUUACAACAGUCCUCUUUACCGAGAUGAGAUCACUAAAGGACUAACACAGGAGCUUAACAGACUCUACACUCUCUUUUGCUCACGUAACCCUGAGUUCGAGGAGCGAGGAGGAAAAGUCUCCAUUGUGUCUCACUCCCUCGGGUGUGUCAUUACCUACGACAUCAUGACCGGCUGGGAUCCCGUACGCUUCUGCCUGCAGGAGCAUCACGCCGUGGAGGAGGAGCUGGACCUGCACUGGAUGUCCUACGAGGAGAGGCAUCUCCUAGACCAACUGCGGCACACUAGAAAUAGAUUACGUGAGCUGGAAAAUCAGCUGUUAGCACUGGAAUCCUCAAAACCGUCUGCACCUCCAGCACUCAAAUUUAAGGUAGAGAACUUCUUCUGCAUGGGUUCCCCUCUUGCCGUCUUUUUGGCACUGAGAGGGAUCCGUCCUGGUACCAGCUGCCACCAGGACCACAUCCUGCCAACUUCCAUCUGCAGCAGGCUCUUCAACGUCUUCCAUCCUACAGACCCUGUGGCCUACAGACUAGAACCCCUCAUCCUAAAACAUUACAACAACAUUGCGCCUGUCCAGAUACACUGGUGUAGCGCCACCAACCAGACACCUUAUGAUGAGAUGCGACCCACUUCCCUAAACCUUGUUAAAGAGCCCACAUCUGACAUGGAGAGCAUCCCCAGUCCAAGCACCUCUCCUGUCCUGCCCCGUAGACACUACGGAGAGUCCAUCACCAGCUUAGGCAAGGCCAGCAUACUGGGAGCGGCGAGUAUCGGCAAGGGCAUCGGCGGCAUCCUCUUCUCUCGUUUCUCACGCUCCAACAGCCAACCUUCCGUCUCCAUAGCGCUGGAGGGCGGGGCCAGCCCCGAAGACGAGGAGCAGAAGCGAACGGAGAGCCAGUCGGCGUACGGCCUCUCCACCAUGGCCCGGCCCACCUCGCCCACCGCCGACAUAUCACUGGAGCUGGAGCGCCGCGUGGACUUCGAGCUGCGGGAAGGUCUGGUAGAAAGUCGCUACUGGUCCGCCGUGACCUCGCACACGGGCUACUGGUGCUCACAUGACAUAGCGCUCUUCCUGCUGACCUUUAUUUACGGGCAGAGGACGAUACCCUCUGACCCCGAAGAAGAAAUCCCCGAGCCUGACUGAGAACGAUUUUUGCAAAGAUAUUUUUGAUGCACAGAUAUUUUUCCUACAACCCAAAACCUGGGAACCGUUAGUAAUAACCUGACUGACUAAUUUCAUUCCAGUGUUUUUUUUUUUAUUUUUUAUUUUGUUUAGUUCCGUGCAGUGUCUCACCUUAACGGAGGACCAGAAACUAUAGCGACCUUAGCUGGUAUACCCUCUGACCCCUGUAGCUGGUUAAUGAAUAGCAUGGACAGUCCGGAGCCUUCAUGACACUGAUGCCUGUCGCUCAAGCAUGGAAACAUCCGGAGCGUUUCUUUGCCUUUUUUCCGAAGUAGCCAAACAUUGUGGGCAUUUUAGCAACCCCGGUGAGGAGGAUUCUCAGUUUUGCACACACAAGUCACAGCCCUUUAAAAGGAAGCAUGGCCAGUUCUCAAAAACGCUAACUCGCUUUCUCCUGCAGCGUUCUCUUUAUAACCCGCGGCUUUAAAUAUGGCACUGAGAGUUUUUUUUUUUGUUCCCUCAAAGGGGGAAAAGGGAAACAUCGGUUUUAAGUUCUGCACUGGAGCGAAGGCCAAUAUUUAGCGCAUAACAUUAGGAGAACUGCUCAUGCAAUAACACAUUUCACGGUUUAUAGUGGAGCUAUAGGCAUUUUCAUUUAUUUUUGUGCAAAAUAUCAGGUCAUUCCCCCAUCAAUCAACCCUCAAACAACCAUGUUUGAUUUCAGCGUUUAAAGCAUUUAAUAAUUGAAUUUCAGUUCUUCAUACUGCGCUUUUAACAAUCAAGUCAUUAUCUGUGUAAUGAUCUUUGCAUAGGAAUAUGGAAUAGGAUGCCAGUAUGCCAUGUUUUCACCAUUAAAUCGGUUUUAUCACACAAGAAUAGAAACACUGUGGAGAAGUUGCUUACUUCGUUAUUAACAUCAUUGCCAAGAGCUCCAUUAAAUUACUGGACUGCUUUUGUCUUCUGCACAAACAAGGGCUGAUGCAUCUGUGAACUGACUGCAUUGUUUAUCGCUGUCUAAAGUUAUUUAUUUGUUGUCCUGUUGACUGAAACCCAGACUGCCUUCCAGACUAGCCCAAACGAUGGGAAGCGUUCUCGAAAUGAAAGGAAGCAAAAGACACAUUGUCAUCGCUACUAUGCCCUUUUUUUCCAUUUUUUUUUUUUUUUAAGAUUUGCACAAUUUCAAUGAAAGUCAUUUUAAAAUUAAAAGCACAGUUACUUUUUUUUCAAAGGAUGAUAUUAUAUUUUUCUUAUUGAAGGCACUUUUGUAGGUUCCCUUCUGUUACUUCCCACUAAUUUGAAGCAAUAUGUCACUCCUCACAACAAAUGUCUUGACCAAAUGGAGUGAAGGAGAGAAAUGUGCAUUAAAAGUGUAACUUCCAUCCAAAGCAAUGUAUUUAGUUCCUUUCAUUAAAAGCUUUCCUUGUUUUGGAGCA
Molecule: messenger RNA, 4370 nt
Organism: Nerophis ophidion (straightnose pipefish)
Lineage: Eukaryota; Metazoa; Chordata; Actinopteri; Syngnathiformes; Syngnathidae
Gene: ddhd1a
Product: DDHD domain containing 1a
Exons: 14
Coding region: 382-2958 (858 amino acids)
Cellular component (GO): cytoplasm
Molecular function (GO): glycerophospholipase activity; metal ion binding
Source: RefSeq, a predicted model, not a curated record